GAAAGAAGCAGUCUACAAGAAAUGGAAGUACAUCUAAUUUUAUCACCUAGUUUCGUUUGUCAGAUGCAGUCAUUUACAGCAUACAUGAAUGCAACACCCCUAUAAUCAGGCGAGUUCAUCGUUGUUUAUAAAGUCACAUGACUGAACAAAAUGGCGGACUCACGCGAGCUGUGAACUUGAGCAGAAGACAGUUUCCAAACUCUGUAAUAUAAGCUGUCAGCGCUCAUAUUGUUUUGAAAGGUUGCCAUGAUCACUGAUUAGUGGACUAUGUACUACUGUGGUGUUUAUCUAAAGGAUACAACCGUGGGAUGAUAUAACCAGCCAGCCAGCUUUCAUCCUUGGCACACAUCUUUGAAAAAGACAUGGAUCCUUUGGGUGCGAGAGAUGAUGUUGUAAAUAUUGAAGAACUGACACGCUGGAAUCUGACUCAGCUGCCUGAAUAUGGUGAAAGAAAUAACAGUGAAGAUGAACGAUGUUCUCCAUUCCCGUGGCGAAAUGACUUGAAUGCAAAAAUUAUUCUGUGGAAUGGAGAUUUGACGAGACUGAAUGUUCAUGCUAUUGUCAACACAACAAAUGAACACCUCAACGAUAGAAAUAAUGAAAGUGAUGGAAUAUUUAAGAAGGCCGGGCCUGAACUGUAUAAAGAAAUAUCCAAUAAUAUAAGAGUUUGCAAGACAGGCGAGGCAAAGAUUACAAAAGGCCACAACCUUCCUGCACGUCAUAUCAUCCAUACAGUCGGCCCCCGGUUUAACAUCAAGUAUGUGAUGGCGGCCGAGAGCGCCCUCUACAAUAGCUACAGGAACACAUUACAAUUGUGCAGGGAAUACAACGUACACUCCAUAGGUCUCUGUUGUAUUCACACAAGCAGGAGGGGUUACCCAUCUGAGAGUGGUGCACACAUUGGAAUCAGGACGACCAGACGCUUCCUGGAGAAGUAUGGUGACGAUCUAGACACAGUUGUGUUUGUGUGUUCAGAGGAGAAUGUGGAUGUGUACAAGGGAUUAUUGCCCUUGUAUUUCCCUCGCAAUAUCCGAGAAGAGAAGUACGCUGAAGAACUGCUGCCUCGGGACAUAGGGAAUGAGAAUGGUGAACCUGUUAUCAAAGACAGACAGAUUCGCAUUUUGGACAAACCUGCAUUUGCAGCUCUCAAGGCAGAAGGAAGAGAAGACUUUGAAGAGACCAUUGACCUAAAUCGGGCAUUUGAGCAAUCAACAGCACUCGAUGUGGGUCAUCAUCCCUUUUCUCAAAUGGAGGAAAACCCUGAUAAAGUGAAGAAAACAAGUCUCUAUGGGAAGAGUAGUGACGAACAGAGGAAAAUAGAGAUGAAAAGGAGAUAUGACAGGUUCUUGAAGCGCUCCAAGACCGACGAUCUAACCGACAUAGCAGCCCUGAGAUGUUUGUAUCGGUCAGGAGUGGACCGUGUUGGCCGACCCGUGGUUGUGUUUGUUGGCAAGAACUUCCCUGCCAACAAUGUGGAUCCAGAGAGGGCCCUGCUCUACAUGGUGCGAGUGAUGGACCCUGUAGUGGAGAAGGACUACGUGGUGGUGUACUUCCACACGCAGACAGACAGCAGCAACCACCCAGCUAUGAACUACCUCAAGUUUGCUUAUAGUUUAUUAGAUCGCAGAUAUAAGAAGAACCUAAAAGCCUUCUAUGUGAUACACCCCACCUGGUGGUCUAAGCUCGCAACAUGGUUUUUCACCACUUUUACGGCAUCAGACAUCAAGCCAAAGGUGCAUAACCUGCGUGGUGUCCAGUAUCUGUACACCAAGAUGAACCCUGACCAACUGGAUGUACCACCGUUUGUCAUGGACUAUGAUAUUCAGAUUAACGGUGUUCGCUACAGUGUUCCACCCGAGGACAGUCCAGAAGGACUUUGAUGAGAACAUGUCCAUAGAGUCCCAACAUCUCAAACUUUCUUCCAGUAAAUUGUCCAU
Messenger RNA from Haliotis rubra (blacklip abalone), 1937 nucleotides. Its product is annotated as protein GDAP2 homolog. Bases 363 to 1880 code for a protein of 505 amino acids. The record is from RefSeq and is a predicted model, not a curated record. The transcript is spliced from 13 exons. Lineage: Eukaryota; Metazoa; Mollusca; Gastropoda; Lepetellida; Haliotidae.